Neospora caninum is the source of this 3165-nucleotide messenger RNA. RefSeq names its product putative IMPortin-alpha re-exporter. Lineage: Eukaryota; Apicomplexa; Conoidasida; Eucoccidiorida; Sarcocystidae. Gene Ontology annotation, molecular function: nuclear export signal receptor activity; small GTPase binding. The transcript has 12 exons. Gene Ontology annotation, cellular component: cytosol; nuclear envelope. Gene Ontology annotation, biological process: protein export from nucleus; protein import into nucleus. The record is from RefSeq and is a predicted model, not a curated record. Bases 1 to 3165 code for a protein of 1054 amino acids.
AUGAGCGUCGGAGCCCCAGCCGGGGCGGCUGCAGGAGCGCCCGGCGCCCUUCAGGCGCUCGCAGCUCAGCUUCCGCUGGCGGCGCUCUUGGAGGAGACGCUGGCUGCCAACCCCGCGGCCAUUCGCUGCGCAGAAGAAGAGCUGCAAAGACGCAGCGGCACCGAGGCGUUCGCCAAAGACCUUCUCCUCCUCCUCGUCGGGGCAGACGCGUCGCCUGCUGCGAAACAGGCUGGUGCGAUCUACUUCAAGAACUACAUUCGGCGGCUGUGGGACGUGGACCCGCAGCAGGGCGGCAUCAGCGAGGCGAAUCGAGUGUUGGUGAAGGAGCAUCUGUUGUGCCUGUUGCUCGCGCCGUCGACUGAGAAGCGCGUGCAAAUGCAACUCGCGGAUGCCUUGGCGCGGAUUGCGGAGACCGACUUGCCGCUGGACUGGCCAACGCUUCUCCCCGAGUUGAGUCAGAAGCACUUGGUUCCCACGGUGGCUUCGCUCCAGCAGAGUCCGUCUGCCGCUGAGCAGAAGGCGCUGCUCCAGCAGCAAGUCGCCGCCCUGGAGAUCCUCCACGCAGUCCUCAAAAAGUACCGGUCGGCCCUCCGCUCGGACGACGUGCUGCUCGAGCUCCAGCAAGUGCUGCCUGCGACCCAGGAGCCGCUGCUCCAGGUCUUUGGCACUGCCUUGAAACUCCUCGAAGUGGCGAUUGCAGAGAGCGGGGCGGGUGACCACAGCGCGGGCGCGGCCGUGAACGGCAGCAAGGCCGUCACGAACUGCCCCGAGCUCCUCGAGGUUCUUCUCCUCGCCUCCAAAGUCUUCUUCUCCCUCAACACUGUCGACUUGCCCGAGUUCUUCGAGGACCACCUCCGAGAUUUCAUUGGCGGCUUUGUCGUCCUCCUACGCCUUGGCCUCGCUCCCCAGCAGAUCGACCCCAGCGCAGAUGCCGACGAAGACAUCCCAGGUCUGCUCGAGAAAGUCGCGACGCAAGUGUGCAUCAACCUCAAACUCUACGCGGACAAGUAUCAGGAAGAGUUCCAGCCUUUCGUCGCCGUGUGCACGCACGCAGUGUGGGAAAACAUGCAAAAGAUCACGUCGAAACAGCGGUACGAUUUCCUGGCCGCCGCUGCGAUGGACUUCCUCAGCAGUGCCGCAUCGACCGCGUGGCAGGCACCCGAAGGCGCCCCCGAGGGGACAUCCGGAGAUCCGUUUGCGGAUGCCAAUCUCCUCAAGGAGAUAUGCGAGAAAAUCAUCGUUCCAAACGUGCAGCUGAGCGACUAUGAUAUCGAGUUGAUCGAAGACUCGCCGCUGGAGUUCACGCGGCGAGACCUCGAUGGCGGCGAGCACCACGCGACCCGGCGGAGCUCAGCCCUGGAGCUGGUGAAGAGCCUGUCAAAGUUGCACGACGAGGCGAUCACCACUCUGCUGCUGCAAAUCGUGAACGUCUUGUCCGCGCAGGCGAGCAGCCUCGGAGGCGGCGAGACGCUCCGCGGCGAGCGGCUCGUGGACGCCAGCACUUUCCUCGUCAUGGCGGUCGGCAUUCGCGGCUCCACGCGGUUCCGAGGUGUCCAGGCGGUCAACGCUCGCGUGGACGUCGAGGCCUUUUUCAAGGCUUCCCUCCUCGAAGAGCUGAAGAAACCCGACAUCAACAAGCACGUCAUUGUUCGCCUCGCCGCCAUCAAAGUCAUCGCGGCGUUCCGGAACAAAUUCGACGUCCAAUUGCUUCACGGGGUCCUUCCGCUCUUAGUCGCUCACUUGGCCUCGUCUCAAGUUAUCGUGCACACCUACGCGGCGUACGCGCUGGAGAGGCUCUUGAACACAAAGCAGAACGGGAAAUUUAAAAUCGACAAAGCCUCGGCGGCUCCUCUCCUUAAGCAGGCAACUGAGAUCCUUCUUCGUCUCCUUGAGACGACACGCAGCAGAGCGUCUACAGAUGGCCUCUUUGAGAACGAGUUCAUCAUGAGCUGUCUGUUGCGGAUUUUCAUCUUUUUGAAAGAAGACGCAAUGUCCACAGCCAUGCCAGCCCUUUCUGUCGUCCUCGCGUGCAUCCAAGCUGUCGCAGCGAAGCUGUCGAAUCCCUCCUUCUCUCAUUAUCUUUUCGAGUGUCUCGCCACUCUCGUUAAGAUCGUCAGUGCCUCGACGGAGCACCGAGCCCAGAUGGAGGCGCAGGUCAUCCCGGUCCUUAGUGUCCUCAUUCAGCAAACCCUCCAUGACUUCAUUCCAUACUGCUUCCAGGUCUUAGGACUCCUUCUGGAGACAGCAGAAGACCGAAACGCGGCGACGUCCCAGCUGUACGUUGAGCUGUAUAGACACCUGCUUCAGCCGAGUGUCUGGGCAGCUUCCCAGGGGAACGUACCGGCCCUCAUUCGCCUUAUUGGUUCCUACUGCCGGCGUCACGUCCUCUUCACUGACUUGAUCAAGGAUAACAUGCAGACACUUUUGGAGAGAUUCCAAUACUGUCUGUACCACAAGAAACUGAUGAGCGCCUCGUUUGACCUGCUCAAUACCGUUUUCAAGCUGUUGCCGUUCCCAUUCUACGCCCAGUACUUCAACAUGAUUCUCACUGUCCUCCUCAAACGGGUCCACGAACUGAACAAGCGGCAGGGGGUGUGCCGAGAUGUUUGUCUCUCUCUCAUGGUCUUCCAGUGCAAAAGUGAAGAUCCGUCAUCGCUGGUGAACGCGCUCGAAACCAUCCAGCCGAACUUGUCGCAGCAGGUCCUCUCUUUCAUUGUUCUGCCGGCGGUGGCGGCAUCGCCCACCUCCCCCCUCCGUGUGAAGAAAGUCCUGAUCCUCGGUUUGGCGCGCAUGGCCACCUGCCCGGCAGUUACUGCUAACAAGCCGCUUCUCAGUGCGACGCUGGAAGCGCUUGCCAUGCUCAUAUCCAAGAAAGAAGAGGAAGAACGAAGUGUGCAGCGAACCCAAGCAGCGACGAAAGAGCUGGCACUGGAGGAAGAGGAUGACGGCCCCGGUCUAGGAGGAGCGGGAACGGCAGCGGAGUUCGACGUGACUUACGCCCGGCUGGCUGCUGCCGACGUCGCUCAGUCGAAGGAUCUGGUGGAGGAAGUUACCGAUGUUCAAGGGAGCGUUCAGCGGUGUCUGACCCCGCUGAGAGGCGACAUUGAAGAACUGGCGAAACGGGGAGCGAACGUGAAGCCUCUACUUCCUUUCGUUUGUCUCUGA